UGUCAUAACAAAAAAUAAAUCCAUCCUAAAAAUAAUAGAUGCGUUAAAUUAAUAAGCGAUAUGCAAGUCAGUGGUGAACUCCAUGACGAACUUCAAUGAACAAGAAUAUGAACUACACCCUUGCCAAUUAAUGUCUCAAACUUACUUCAAUAUAUAAACUCCACCACCUUAGAUUUGUCUUCGUAGCCUUAUUUAGCAAAACUAAAUUCACAAAAUUAUGUUUUGAGGUUUUCGUCAAAUCUAUCGCAAAUGUGCGGCGCUAAUUAUCUAGCUGAGGAGAGGAACAAGGCCCAAUUCGAUGUCAGCGAGAUGAAGAUCGUCUGGGCCAGCUCUCGCCACGCCUUUGAACGCUCAGAUCGGAUUGCUCGACUAGUCGCCAGUGAUCCGGGAAUGUUUGUACCAGCUAUUAAGGGACAGGGGACAGGUGAACAACAACAGAAAUGGUUGCCAUUGGCAUAUAAGAUGGAAAUAAUUGGCUGCUCUGCACAAACUGAGCUUGGUCAUGGCUCCAAUGUUCAAGGGCUUGAAACCACUGCAACAAUUGAUCCUCAGACUGAUGAGUUCAUUAUUCACAGUCCUACACUUAGUUCAAGUAAAUCAGCUUGUAGUGGCAGCACCAGGUUCCUAUCAGAUUCCCAACAUAGUCUAAUAAUAGAUGGCAAGGACCAUGGAGUGCAUGGUUUUAUUGUACAGCUACGGAGCUUUGAUCAUGUGCGUAUCCCUAGGAAUCAAAUGUUGAUGCGAUUUGUUGGUGAGUGGUUGAAAUGGCUGUAUACUAAUGUGACACAAAGAUUGCAAGCUAAUGAUUUCUCUACAUUGCCCGAGGCUCAUGCAUGUACUACAGGAGUUGAUUGGCUCUUCACUACUCAUCAUUAUUCUCUCACGAUGACCUGGCUAAUGAGGUUUGAACAACCAUGCUGGAUGGAUGCUAGUAAUUAACUUUUACUGAACACAAACUUCACAUCAAUUCGUAGUCACACAUUUACCCUGUGCUUCAUGGUCCAUAUAUUUCAUUUGCUUCAACCAUGUUUUCAUGAUCCUUUUGUAUAGGGAUGUCAUUUAUGGUUUCUGCUAUUGAAAAAGGAGGGGGAAAAAAAAAAGGGAAAAUAUUGUCUAAGGUUUUUGGUAGUCUUUGGCGGCUUUGAACUUGGAAGGAGUUGACAAAUUCUUAGAUAUGGGAGUAAUGUAUUUUCGGCCACUUCUCCAACUCUAGCUUCCAAGUCUCUAGCAAAUCUCCAUUUGACUCAUGCUACCAUUGAGAAUGAAGAAUUAGCUCCAUGCAAACCCAAAGAUUCAUUGCCUUUUCCACCUUGGCCCACCUUUGCUUAUGGGUGCAAUGCUAUUACUUGCAUCCAAAACUCUCAUGAUCUAGUAGGUCUUAAAGACCCAAGAAGUCCUCUUUUGAAGCCCAAGUGAAGUUGCAGCCAUCCAUCACUCCAUUUUAAAGCCCAAAAAGGUGCUCAAAGCCCAAUUGGAAGAGUUGGACGAAAAUAGAUGAAAGAAAAACUUUGGAGGAGACAAGAGUCCACCUUUUAUGGAAAUAAUAGUGACAUUUUGUCUUAUUGCAUUUAUUUAGAGUAUGACAAGACUUAUUUUGUGUGGUUUAGAGUGAAUCAAGGGCUAGCUUAUUAUUUUAUUAAAAACCUAUGUAAACUUAUAUUUUUGCCACCACUUACUCUCUAUAUAAAGUGGCCAUGCUUUGUAAAAAUGUUGGUUUUUGCUCUUGAAUGAAAAUUUGAAGAGAGCUUGUUGGCUUUUUUUUCUCA
This is a messenger RNA of Mangifera indica (mango), 1766 nucleotides long. Its product is annotated as peroxisomal acyl-coenzyme A oxidase 1-like. NCBI's taxonomy places the organism in Eukaryota, Viridiplantae, Streptophyta, Magnoliopsida, Sapindales, Anacardiaceae. The record is from RefSeq and is a predicted model, not a curated record. The transcript has 6 exons. The coding region runs from base 250 to 939 and encodes 229 amino acids. Gene Ontology annotation, biological process: long-chain fatty acid metabolic process; fatty acid beta-oxidation using acyl-CoA oxidase; lipid homeostasis. Gene Ontology annotation, cellular component: peroxisome. Gene Ontology annotation, molecular function: fatty acid binding; acyl-CoA oxidase activity; FAD binding.